GGAUAUACUAAAAUAUUCUAAUCGGACAAACAUUUCGAGUUCUUUACUUAACCAUACCAAAGAAAAAAAAUAAACCCUAGAAAGAAAAAAACAAAGAUUUUCUUGAAUUUGCAACAAAAGGAAAGGAAGUAUCCCCAAAACAUGUUUAUGGACUCCUUUCCUCUUCCCCAUCAUCAUCAUCAUCAUGAUGUGGCCGCCGCCGCCGGGUCUGACGCCGAAAGCGCGAACUUUAUGGCGGCGGCGGCUCCCGUAGCGGCUGCGGGUUCGUCGAGCCGGUACGAGAACCAGAAGCGGCGGGACUGGAACACGUUCGGGCAGUACCUGAAGAACCACCGCCCCCCGCUGGCGCUGGCGCGGUGCAGCGGGGCCCACGUGCUGGAGUUCCUCAGGUACUUGGACCAGUUCGGGAAGACCAAGGUCCACAACCAGAUAUGCCCGUUCUACGGCCACCCGAACCCGCCCGUGCCGUGCCCCUGCCCGCUCCGGCAGGCUUGGGGCAGCCUCGACGCGCUCAUCGGGCGGCUUCGGGCGGCCUACGAGGAGAACGGGGGAACGCCCGAGACCAACCCGUUCGGGGCUCGGGCAGUCCGGCUCUACCUCCGGGAAGUCCGGGAUCUGCAGUCCAAAGCCAGAGGAAUCAGCUACGAGAAGAAGAAGCGGAAGCGGCCGCCGCCGCCGACUCCGCCGCCAGGUGAAGCUCCACUUCACAUUUGAUAUAGUGUUGCUUGGUUGAUAUGUUUGUGGCUGGAAUAGAGUCAAUAAGGGGGCAGAAGAGGU
Messenger RNA from Cuscuta campestris, 777 nucleotides. NCBI's taxonomy places the organism in Eukaryota, Viridiplantae, Streptophyta, Magnoliopsida, Solanales, Convolvulaceae. The record is from the annotation of a GenBank genome assembly.